AUGCCAAGAAAAGCAAAGAGAACGGAGGAGACUCCUCAAACGAUUCGGCCGGCCAAUACUUUACGACUGGACGUCGGGAUUCUAAGUGGUUCAAUAGCUGGGAAAGAGACUUGUAUAAAGCGCCGCUCCCUACGUGGAAUGGGAUUGUUUGACAGGGAUUUCUGUAGUAUUUUCCAGCUUGGCUUGGGCUUCAUGUUGAUAUUUUCAGCCUUCACUAGCCAUGGAAUGAUUGAGAUUGCUAUUAUCAAAAAUAUUGCUGAAAAACAACCGACAUCAGGUAUAACCGAGCAGUCCGGUUACUAUAGCUUAUCUAUCAUUUAUCUGACUUUCACAUUUUCGAAUUUUCUUGCACCUGCCAUAAUAAAUGCUCUGAGUUCAAAAUGGACAAUGAUUUUUGGAGCUUUGAUGUACUGCAUCUUUAUGCUUGGCUUUAUGAACCUGAAUAUAUAUUCUCUUUACAUAUUUUCGGCACUCACAGGCUUCGGCGCUGCAAUGAUAUGGACUGGACAGGGAGUCUAUCUCACAACUUGGUCUCGGAUUGAUACUGUCGCACGUAACAGUGGCAUUCUCUGUGCUAUGCUACAAUCAUGUUUUAUUUUCGGCGGACUGUUUCUUUUGUUCAUCUCCUUUUCAGGUACUAUCGUUUCUUCGGUGAAUUUAAUUUAUGCAGUAUUUUCUGUGAUUACUUUUAUUGGUGUAAUAGUAUUAGCACUGCUUCCUGCGAAACCGAGUGGAGUGACGUGUUUUGCUGAACAAGCUGAUGGAGAGAGGAAUGAGGGUAUAAUAGAUGAGGAAAAUGAAGUCAGUAUUGUCAAUGGUCGAAUUAAUUUUGAAACACGAUCAAUACGUGGUGCAGUAACACCGCGUACUGUUGUUAAUUGGAAAAACGAAUUCCAUAGUACAUUUCGUUUGGCGGUCACUCGACGAAUGUCCCUGCUUGCUGUAGUGUUCAUGUAUAUGGGUAUAGAAAUGACGUUUUAUACUGGUAUUUAUCCAGCAUGCCUUGCAGCAUUUGGGCAUUUGGGAGAUAAUGGCUUAGUCAUUGCAUACAAUGCUUUUGCUGUUGGAGGAGGGCAAGUCAUCGGUAGUCUUACGUUUGGAGUUUUCGCAAAUAGAUUGGUUGCUUAUGGUCGCAAUCCAAUAAUUCUUGUGGGAACCAUUAUUCAUCUGUUGGCCUUCUUUUGUAUUUUUUUGAAUAUUCCAAUGGAAGCACCAUUGCAUAAAACGUAUUCGAAAGGUUUCAUUGAACCAAAUUAUUCAUUAGCCUUGAUUUGUGGUUUUAUGCUUGGUUUUGCGGAGAGUUGUUGGAGCACACAGAUUUAUUCACUUCUCAGUUCUCUUUAUAACAUCAACAGUUCCAACGCAUUUGCGCUUUUCAAAUUUUACCAGUCACUUGCGGCUUCUGUCACUUUCUUUUAUGGGUCUGUGCUGCUGUUGCAUUGGCAACUGUUGAUACUUGCGGUGAGUGCUGUAUUGGCGGCACUUUGCUUCUUUCCAGUGGAAUGGGAAGCCGUUGCACUCACUAUUCCUCCACCUAUUUUCCUGUCCUGA
Molecule: messenger RNA, 1551 nt
Organism: Cercopithifilaria johnstoni
Lineage: Eukaryota; Metazoa; Nematoda; Chromadorea; Rhabditida; Onchocercidae
Source: the annotation of a GenBank genome assembly